Messenger RNA from Crotalus tigris (Tiger rattlesnake), 2438 nucleotides. It is a transcript of the gene MYEF2, whose product is annotated as myelin expression factor 2. Gene Ontology annotation, cellular component: post-mRNA release spliceosomal complex; cytoplasm; nucleus. The transcript has 18 exons. Gene Ontology annotation, biological process: regulation of mRNA stability involved in response to oxidative stress. NCBI's taxonomy places the organism in Eukaryota, Metazoa, Chordata, Lepidosauria, Squamata, Viperidae. Bases 109 to 2028 code for a protein of 639 amino acids. Gene Ontology annotation, molecular function: mRNA binding. The record is from RefSeq and is a predicted model, not a curated record.
ACGGCGCAGUCGCUGCGGAGCGAGCGAGCGGGCGGCUGAGGGGCUGAGAGGAGGAGGAGGAGGCGGUCUGUCUGUGUCCGCGUCUCGCUUUCACACACGGCUGAGGAAAUGGCGGAGGAUGACAAGUACGAGGCCGGCUCGGCCGCGCCGCCGCCGAUAGGAGAGGCCGAGGAGGCCGCCGUCAACGAUCACGACCGGCAGCAGGAGGAAGAAGCGGGCCUGGCCGAGAGCGGCGGCGAGGGCGGCGGGAGCACAAACGGGGUGAAAAUGGAAAAUGAUGAAGCAGGAAAAGAUGAGACCUUACCAGCGAAAGCAAAGUAUAUUUCAAAACCAAAGGCAAUCCCAUCUCUUGGACACAGGAAUAGAUUUCAUCCAUAUACGAAGGAAAAGAGUGCGGGCACCGGGGAAAAGAAGACUGUUAAUCAUAAUAGAGUAUUCAUUAGCAACAUCCCAUAUGACAUGAAAUGGCAGUCCAUUAAAGAUCUUAUGAGAGAAAAAGUUGGUGAGGUUACAUACGUGGAGCUGUUUAAGGAUGCAGAAGGAAAAUCAAGGGGUUGUGGUGUGGUUGAAUUCAAAGAUGAAGAAUUUGUAAAGAAAGCCCUAGAGACUAUGAAUAAAUAUGAUCUUAAUGGAAGACCACUUAACAUAAAAGAGGAUCUGGAUGGUGAGCAUGCCCGCAGGGCACUGCAGCGUGGCAGUGGGCCAUUUACAGGAAGUCAUGGUCCAGAUAUAGCACCUGGCUUAAUGAAUUUGCCCCCUUCCAUACUUAAUAACCCAAACAUUCCUCCAGAGAUUAUCAGCAACCUACAAGCUGGCAGGCUUGGCUCCACCAUUUUUGUUGCCAAUCUUGACUUUAAGGUUGGCUGGAAGAAAUUAAAAGAAGUGUUCAGCAUUGCUGGAACUGUAAAACGUGCAGAUAUCAAAGAAGACAAAGACGGCAAAAGUCGGGGGAUGGGAACUGUGACUUUUGAGCAGUCCAUUGAAGCUGUUCAGGCAAUAUCAAUGUUCAAUGGGCAGUUCCUCUUUGACAGACCCAUGCAUGUGAAAAUGGAUGACAAGUCCAUUCCUCAUGAUGAUUUCCGUGCAGUAGAUAGCAAGACACCUCAGUUACCCCGCGGACUCGGAGGGAUCGGGAUGGGACUUGGUCCUGGGGGACAGCCAAUAAGUGCCACCCAACUGAGCAUGGGGAGUGGAAUGGGGAAUGUGACUCCAGGAGGAAUGGGCGUAGAUGGACCAGGUUUUGGAGGGAUGAACAGAAUGAGUGGAGGUGUUGGUGGAUUUGGUGGCAUGAAAGGCAUGGCAAACAUGGGAGGAUUUGGUGGAGUCAGCCGCCUGGGAGGAAUGGGAAGCGUAGAUGACUUCAGAGGGAACAUCGCUAGCGGAAUGAGUGGCGGCAUGGGAACAGGCAUGGCUGCUGGGAUGGGAGAAAUGUUCCGUGGUGGCAUGGGAGGAACCCUUGACAGAGACUUUGGUCGAAGCGAUAUGGCCUUGAGCCGUGGUUUUGGAGACACUUUCGGGAGAAUGGGUGGUGCAAUGGUUGGUGGUUUUGCAGGAGGCAUGGGAGCUUCUAAUAUGGGCCCAGUAGGAUCUGGAAUGAGUAGCGGAAUAAGUGGCAUGAAUAGCAUGACCGGUGGAAUGGGGAUGGGGAUGGGGAUGGAUCGGAUGAGUACCAGUUUCGAUCGGAUGGGACCCACUAUGGGAAGCGGCCUGGAGAGAAACAUUGAUAUGGAUCGAGGAUUUGUGCCUGGCCCCAUGGGGAGUGGUGUGAGAGACCGAGUAGGCACCAAAGGCAACCAAAUAUUUGUCAGAAAUCUUCCUUUUGACUUGACCUGGCAGAAGCUUAAGGAAAAAUUCAGCCAGUGUGGUCAUGUAAUGUUUGCAGAAAUAAAAAUGGAGAAUGGAAAAUCGAAAGGCUGUGGAACAGUCAGAUUUGACUCGCCAGAAUCGGCAGAAAAAGCCUGUAGAAUAAUGAACGGCAUAAAAAUCAGUGGCAGAGAAAUUGACGUACGUUUGGAUCGCAUUGCGUAAUUUAUAAGUACAUGUUGGGGAACAUUCCUUUAGACAGUUUCCUGUAGCUUCUUCCUUUUUCCCCGUUCCCAGUAAAUCAUUUUUAGUAACACUGUCUGCUUUGAGUUGAAGAAACGAUACUUUUAAAACCACCCUUCACCCCCACCCACUCAGCCUUUAACAGUAUAGUGUUUAAUAUACUGUGUGAACUUGUUAAUUCUUACUACAUUUUGAUUUUUAAGAGAAACUUUCCUGACUUGUUCAGUGGCCUAAGCCGCCCCAUCUUCUCUUGUACUCAGAAGUUGUGGCCGUUUCAUGCCUCUUUAAAAAUCAUGCUAAGUGUUUCUAGUCAUUCAGUUUAAAUGAAUGGUUCUACUGUUUUUAAUAAAACAAGCCAUUUUCUCUGUUUAAUAAAAGUCUGUAUAGUGAAA